Molecule: messenger RNA, 1372 nt
Organism: Dinoponera quadriceps
Lineage: Eukaryota; Metazoa; Arthropoda; Insecta; Hymenoptera; Formicidae
Product: mitochondrial inner membrane protease subunit 2
Exons: 3
Coding region: 867-1346 (159 amino acids)
Biological process (GO): mitochondrial respiratory chain complex assembly
Cellular component (GO): mitochondrial inner membrane peptidase complex; membrane
Molecular function (GO): serine-type endopeptidase activity
Source: RefSeq, a predicted model, not a curated record
ACUUCUAAUUCUUGUAUUGAAUUUAUUAAUGAGCGCUUCUCGACAUGUGUAUUUAAUGUGGAACCUAGAAUGCUUUAUCAUUUCGACAUUUCUGAUCUUGGUUUGUAAAUGUGAACUUAAAAUAUAUUCGUUUAAUAGAAUUAGCGAAAUUUCACUUUAUCAUCAUGUUACAUCCCGACGAUACUCGCAACGUUCGCCCUAUUCUCCAAAAUUAUAAUUUUUUUUUCUUUCAUUAUUCUUUACCUCUUUCUCCCUUCUCUUCCCAUUUCUCUUAUUAUUCUUCCUUAUUCCCGUUUCGAGUGAGAAAUGAAAAAUUAUUUUUGCGAAAGUUGCAAUUUAUUGAAUUUUACUUUCGUGGUAAGGAGAAAUAAUCCUUUAAUUUUCAUACAUAGUUAAUCAAGAAUAUGUGAUAAAGUUACAGAUUUCAUAUUUGAUGGUGUGUGAAUUACAUUAAAAUAAAAACUACCUAUAGUGACAAUUUUCAUUAAACUUAUUUGUCGGACUUCAAUUUAUUUAUAUAGUAACGUAAGAUAUAUAUAUAAAAGUUUUAUAAACUUUAUAAGUAAACUUUAUAUAUAGAAAUACACAUCUCAUUAUUAUUAAUUUUGCUGAAGUUAUAACUCGUUUAAUUUUGUAGCCAACCAAAAAGAAGUACAAAUACCAAAAAUAUUCAGAGAAAAAUUGAUUCUUCGAUUGAAAAUGGGAGAGCAUCGAUUGAAUAGUCGAUCAUCGGUAUUCUGAUGGUCGCGAACCACGGAAUUCUGUCAUGGUCAAAGUACCAUAACCUUAAAGUUCAAAUUUACCAUAACCUGUUUCAUUCUGCUUUUCUUCCGACUAUCCGUUUAAUGGAAAACGAAGUCUGAUAGAUGAGAAUCGCACGUUUUGUAAGUAAUGUCAUAAUAGGCAUCCCAGUCGGGAUCGCUUUUUGUGACAUAGUGGGAUAUGUAGCCAGGGUAGAAGGAAUCUCUAUGCAGCCUGCAUUGAAUCCAGAUACAAGGUAUCCUGAUUAUGUGUUCUUAAAUCGCUGGGCUGUUCGGAAUCAACAUAUACAACGUGGUGACGUGGUGUGUGUUAUAUCUCCCAAAGUACCAAGUCAGACGCUCAUCAAGAGAGUUGUGGGACUUCCUGGAGAUAUCAUAGACACGCAUGGAUAUAAAAUCAAUGCUCUUCAAGUGCCGGAAGGAUAUUGUUGGUUAGAAGGAGAUCACACCGGACAUUCUUUGGAUUCUAACACUUUUGGGCCAAUCUCCCUUGGUCUAGUGAUAGCGAAAGCAACAUAUAUCGUUUGGCCACCAAACAGGUGGCAGCAAUUGCAUUCUGCAAAGUUCAAUCAUGAGAGCUGUUAGUUUUGUAAAAAAAUUCCAAUGGGAGC